CGUACAUCAUGCUGGUGUUGUAUAAUUUUCUAUGUUAAAUAUCCUUGUAAUUUUCUAAUAUUAUAUUUUAGAUGUUCCAUAUUAAUUAAAUUUACUAAUUCUAAUUCUCUUCCUAUAGUUGUAUUUUUUUUCAUAUUUGUUACGGAAUGUUGUAAAUUUUAUUUAUUUAUUACUUGGUUACUUUCGUUCUCUUUUCGUUCUAAAUUUUCUUCAAUUACUGGAAUAUGUUUAAUUCUUUCUGACUCGAUUCCAUUUAUCCUUCUUUGGUAUUGAUGUAUUAAUGAUCGACUAGGUUCUAUUUUAAUUAUAUUUAAUAGUAUUUCUAAUUGGAUUAGCGAUUUAAAUAGAUCUUCUAAUAUUGAUUUUAAAUAUUUAUUAUUAUAUUAUAUAUAUUUAUUCUUCUUCUUGGUAUUUGUUUAUUAUUUUUACUAAUUUAUCUAUUUUAUUGUGAAUUUUGAUUAGUCAUUUAAGUAAUAUUAUGUUUAUAAUGUUUUUUAAUUUCUAUAUUAGAUAAAAACUUGUUGAAAUAUAGUUUUGGAUGUUUUUAAAAGUUUUGGGUACCAAAAAGUAAUUAAAAUUUUGGGUUGGAUGGAAAACUAGACGGAUGCACAUUUUGGCGACUUUAAUGGUACCCGACGCCCUAUUCAAACUUAAGUGGUAUGUCUACCCCAAUUCUUAAACUUAAGUGGUACCCAAGAUAUUUUACCCCAAUUUGAAGCAAAUGUUCCAUUUUAGAAAAUGAGACAAUUCUAUGAGAAAUUUGUUUAAAAUUGCCUUGUUUGGAUGGUUAUUUGACAUGAGACAAUUGGAAUGAGGCAUUUUGUGAAAAUACACUUUUGACCUCAUGUUUUUACCCUCUUUCUCCAUCUCUCUUGCUCUCUUUGUUUCCAGCGGCGACAAAGUUGAUGAAAUCUGGAGAACUAUUGGAGAAACUUCGGUCGUUGCAAGUCAAUCGAACUCUCCUCUCUGCUCCCGGAAACCGAUCAUUUUCCCAAUGGAUUUGUUCUUUUCAUCUCUCUACCUUCGCCCGAGAUUUCCACUCGAACUCGACUAUAGCAGUAACAUCGAGAUCCUCAUUAUUAGAAUCUCGACAGAGACGGUAGGUAUGAAGGGAUUCGGGCCUCUUUAUUUCUGUGGUUGAUCUUUUUGUUUUAUGUUUCUGCACUUGACUCUAACCAUGUGAGAAAUUGGGGGUUCAGGGCACAAAUGAAAUUGGGCGUUCUGAGCAAAGACGGCUGGAUUUCAAGUCGCCAGCUGCAAUUCGAAGGAUUGAGACUUCUCAUCUCUUGAAUCGGAGGCUGGACUGCCGGUGAGUAACUCCAAUAAAUCUCGCCAUAGUUUGAGACUUGCGAAAAUGGAGCCAAUCGACCCAUUGAUUAAACACAUGCAUCAAGAUCCCUUUGCAUGGAGUCAAACAACCCACUAACUGGUCCCCGAGAACCUGUUGCGUUGCGCCUACGACGAUGGUUGGGCAGCGGCAAUCUCUCUGCAAAUCCGGCAACAUAGUUUCUCUAAUCCUCCCUUUGUCCGCCGGCGACCAUCAUGAUUCUUCUUCCCUCUAUCUGCCAUACAUAGACGAGAAAGAGAAGAGAAGAGUAAUGGCAGAUUGUAGUUGCAGAGAAAGGACAGGGAAGAAGAGAGUGGAAAGGUUCGUAAUUGCAGAGAAAUAGAAAGAAAUAGAAAAAGGAAAGAGAAGAAGAGAGAAGUGGUUUGUCUCUAAAGAGAGAGGGUUAGAAAUGGAAGGAGGGGAUAAAAAACGCGUCAAUUGAAAUUCCCUCCCCCCACCCCAAGUAUUUUCAAUUGAACCCUAACGAAACAAUUGUGAUUUCCCCACCCAAGAUUGCUCCAUUUUUAUUUUCUGCAGCCAAAUGGGUCAAUUUGGCCUAAUUGUCUCAAAAUGAGCCAAUUGAGCACAAUUGAUCCAUCACAAUGUUCCAUCCAAACGACCCCUUAGUUCCAGUAGGUUGAAUAAAGAAGCGACCUAUUUCAAACAAUCAAUCAAUGAUUCCUCGUUUUAAGAUAGAAAUAGGUUGUGAUAGUUGCAAAAACCAUAAACCUAAAGAUCCAUUAGCCACCACUCUCCGUUGUACAACCAAAUUUCUAUCUCAAGAGGCAUAUAUUCAACCAAAAAUUCAAUUUCUAAUCCUCCUUCUACAACUUCAGUUAUUGAUGAACUCCAUUCUAUUCGCCAUGAAUUGAUAUCGGAGUUGAAAUCUUCUACUCGCCCAGCUUAAAAUCCCAACAAUAAAACCGUAGUGCCAAGAGAUAUCUGAAGAUUGAUUUUCAAUGACAGUCUUGUACUGGGAAGUGAAAGGCGCAAACUAUUGCACGAUGGAUGAAAUUUCGGAGGAAGUUAGAAAGAGAAAAGAACAAAGAUAAAAAAAAACAAAAAAUUUAAAUUUAAAUUGAAAAAUGCAAGGAUAGAACACGUAGUUGCAUAAUUAGUUUCUUCCAUGUUAGCCAAUUACCCUUUUACCUUUAGCAAAAAUUAAGGAGAGAGCGGGAAUUUAAAAUUGAGAAAUCUCUACUAUGAAAAUAGAAGUAUCAAUCUCGAUAAAAAUACAUACGGUAGACUUAGUGAGCUUGCUAAUUAUGAUUAAAAAGUCCUCUGAUUUUCAGAGGUUAACUGUCUAUUUUUUGUAUAAAAAAGGAUGCAAUAAAUUUGUUUAGUGUAAUUGGUUGUUAUUGUUAUCUUUGUUUGAAGAGACCCGGGUUCAAAUCUUGAUAUUGCUAUUUUUAUAUGAAAUAAAUAAUAAAUGUGUAAAGACAAAAAUGACCUUCCUACUUUUACUCUCGUUGCAGGAAAUUUGAAAUAGAGAAAAGUACACAAAACUCUACCAUAUAUUAAUGGAGGAUUUGCAUUUGGUUAAUUUUAUGCACUCUUUCUAUAUAUUUAUACAUUUUUUGUACUGGUCCAAUUAACUCAAUUGUCAAUUGGGUCCUCAUAAUAUUCACUUUAGUAAGCCCUAGCUACUAGAUUUGCAUAAAAAUGUAGGAUCUUUAUCUCUUAGCCGCAUGAUUCUCAAUCAAAACCUACAUGCUUUGCAUCUUUUUUCCAAGAAUAAGUGGAAACCAGAAAAGUUGUGAAUGAAACACACAAUAAGUAAUCCAUUAACUCACGAGUAAGUUUCGUAUGCAUUGCUAGACUUGCUUUCCUAGUCCACCAAGUCAACAAAGAUGAAACACUAUGAGUAGGAACGUUUUCCAUUGCACUAAUAAAACCAUCAUUCAUAGCCCCAUCUAUCUUCUUUUUGGUCAAAAAGCUUGAAUAAAGUGACUGUUAUAUCCCCUCACAAAGCUUGUAGAUGUUGUUGUACUAGAGAAGAGUGAACGACUGAUUCAUUGGUGUCAGAAGCGAUGUUCAUCCCUGAUGUGGUUGUCUCGAAUAUAAGGUCCUGACCGGU
Molecule: messenger RNA, 3404 nt
Organism: Linum trigynum
Lineage: Eukaryota; Viridiplantae; Streptophyta; Magnoliopsida; Malpighiales; Linaceae
Source: the annotation of a GenBank genome assembly